Nerophis lumbriciformis (worm pipefish) is the source of this 1401-nucleotide messenger RNA. It is a transcript of the gene plxdc2a, whose product is annotated as plexin domain containing 2a. Lineage: Eukaryota; Metazoa; Chordata; Actinopteri; Syngnathiformes; Syngnathidae. The record is from RefSeq and is a predicted model, not a curated record.
AACAUGGAUCAUGCAUAUUACACGUCCGCUAUUUUCGGCCCGGGAGACGUCGGCGGCCCAGACGUGUGGGUCAACACCGAGGAGGAGGACGGGGACAUGUGGAAAGCUCACGGCUUCCUGUCCAGCACGCACCGCCAAGCCGAGAGAGUCAAUCUUUCCUUUGACUUUCCUUUCUAUGGCCACGCGCUGAAGGAAGUCACCGUGGCAACUGGAGGCUUCAUCUACACGGGCGAUAUAAUCCACCGCAUGCUGACCGCCACUCAGUACAUUGCCCCGCUCAUGGCCAACUUUGACCCCAGUCUGUCCAAGGACUCCUCUGUCUUUUACUUUGACAACGGCACGGCGCUGGUGGUGCAGUGGACCAGCCUCCACCUGCAGGACAAUGUCCAAUCAGGCACAUUCACCUUCCAAGCUGCUCUGCACAGCGACGGACGCAUUGUGUUUACCUAUAAAGAGAUUCCUGUUGACAUCAGCGACAUCAGCAGCGAGAAUCAUCCCGUCAAAGUCGGCCUGUCGGACGCUUUUGUGGUGCUUCAUAACAUAGAGCAGAUUCCCAACGUUCGACGAAGGACCAUCUACGAGUACCACAAAGUGGACUUUUUAAAGUCCAAAAUCUGCAAUGGUACCACUGUAGAGAUGUUACCUCUCCCAACUUGUCUGCAGUUCUCCGGCUGCGCUCCAUGUGUCACGUCUCAGAUCGGCUUCAACUGCACCUGGUGCUCCCGCCUGCAGAGAUGUUCCAGCGGCUUCGACCGAAACCGGCAAGGCUGGGUAGACUACGGCUGCCAGGAGGAGAGACGAGACCCGCGUUGUUUACGCGGACGCCACGUCACGGAUGCGACGCUGACGCGACGCCACUUCUUCACGGCCGCCACCACUCCAGCUGCUGCCACGUCAGGCCAGCGGAUGACCUCCGGUGUGACCUCCGUGCCUGUAGGCAACACUUCCACCGCCGAGAACCAGCCGACACGCGGCAGCAGCAGCGGGAAGAAUGCGACGUCUACUCCUUGGUCCUUCACCAGCCGGCCUACAGCCGACGGCGAGAACGACACGGGCCAGAGAGAGAAGGUGGGGUUGCUGGCGGGUAUCGUCAUAGUGAUGGCGGUCAUGGCGGCGGUGGUCCUUGUGUCCGUCUACAUGUACAACCACCCCACGUCCAGUGUCAGCCUCUUCUUCCUGGAGCGUCGCCCGGCCAGUUGGCCCACCAUGAAGUUCCGACGGGGCUCCGGUCACCCGUCUUACGCCGAGGUAGAGAAUCUGGGCCGGCGGGACAAAGACGGUGCGGCGGUCAUCGACCCCAAACAAUCGUUCGUCAUGACGAUCAGGCGAGAGAGCGACCAGAAGGAAGGAUUUAUCGUCCCGGACCCCAGGGAGCGUUUCCUCAGCCGGGAGAGCUCCUGA